This is a messenger RNA of Heterotrigona itama, 954 nucleotides long. The record is from the annotation of a GenBank genome assembly. Lineage: Eukaryota; Metazoa; Arthropoda; Insecta; Hymenoptera; Apidae.
GUCGUAAGCCUUCGUACCAAAUACAUGGCGCUAGACAUCAUCGAAACGGAAUUGUUACCAUCAGACGUGAUCAAAAUUAAAUUCUACAGGCCACCGAAUUUGAAAUAUCUAUCUGGUCAAUGGGUUCGCCUUUCUUGUACCGCGUUCAGGUCGAACGAAUUUCAUUCAUUCACCCUGACUUCUGCACCGCACGAGAAUUUCCUCUCGUGUCACAUUAAAGCACAAGGGCCAUGGACUUGGAAAUUGCGUAAUUACUUCGAUCCCUGUAACUACAACCCGGAGGACGAGCAUCCGAAAAUAAGAAUAGAGGGACCAUUUGGUGGUGGAAAUCAAGAUUGGUACAAAUUCGAGGUCGCUGUGAUGGUCGGCGGUGGUAUUGGUGUCACCCCUUAUGCUUCCAUGUUGAACGACCUUGUGUUUGGAACCUCCACGAAUAGAUACUCCGGUGUCGCUUGUAAAAAGGUUUAUUUCCUAUGGAUUUGCCCUUCUCACAAGCACUUCGAAUGGUUCAUCGACGUGCUGAGGGACGUCGAAAGGAAGGAUGUUACAGACGUGUUAGAAAUUCACAUAUUUAUUACGCAAUUCUUUCACAAGUUCGAUCUACGCACAACCAUGCUGGUAAGUUGUGCAACAAUUAUAACACUUGUUGAAAUUAUUCCUCUAUACACAAAGUUGAGUGAUAUCUCUCUGUUGCAGUAUAUUUGUGAAAACCAUUUCCAGAGGCUAUCUAAGAAAAGCAUAUUCACUGGUUUAAAAGCGAUAAAUCACUUUGGCAGGCCCGAUAUGACUUCGUUUCUAAAGUUUGUUCAGAAAAAGCACAGCUACGUUAGUAAGAUAGGAGUAUUUAGUUGUGGACCACGUCCUCUAACGAAGAGCGUGAUGUCAUCCUGUGACGAAGUGAAUAAAGGUCGCCGUCUACCGUACUUCAUUCACCACUUCGAAAACUUUGGCUAG